Molecule: messenger RNA, 3141 nt
Organism: Hypanus sabinus (Atlantic stingray)
Lineage: Eukaryota; Metazoa; Chordata; Chondrichthyes; Myliobatiformes; Dasyatidae
Product: aminopeptidase N-like
Exons: 19
Coding region: 1-2625 (874 amino acids)
Biological process (GO): peptide catabolic process; proteolysis
Cellular component (GO): cytoplasm
Molecular function (GO): peptide binding; zinc ion binding; metalloaminopeptidase activity
Source: RefSeq, a predicted model, not a curated record
AUGACUCCAGCCCUCCAUCCCAGUAUCAUCAUUGUGCCCGGCUUAAUGAAAUCCUUGCUUGAGUUCAGUGAGGAGAACGCAGACGAUAUUCCAAGACACACAAACACACAAGCUGACAUUCACACUUCACACUCCAGGUUUCUGGCUGUGACAAUGAUGCAGCCAGACAACGCCCGGCGGGUAUUCCCGUGUUUCGAUGAGCCGGCUCUGAAGGCGACCUUUGACUUGACAGUGAUUCACCGACCGCAGUACACAGCCGUCUCCAACAUGCCCGUCAAGAUGACCUCAGAGAUGUGGGUUCACGGGCAACUGUGGAUCGUGACGCGCUUCCAUCGGACGCCGCUGAUGUCCUCCUACCUGCUGGCGUGUGUGGUCUCCGAUUUCCCAUCCAUCGCAGAGACCUUCAACAAAGUCACAGUGAGAGUCUGGGCUCGGAAGCAGGCGAUGGAGGAUGGACAAGGGGAUUAUGCCUUGCGGACAGUGGGGAGGCUCCUGCACUUCUAUGAAGAGAAGUUUCAAAUCCUCUACCCUCUGAAGAAGUUAGACCUGGUGGCCGUGCCCUGUUUCGAGAAUGGCGGGAUGGAGAAUUGGGGGCUGGUCAUCUUCAGGGAGAUAAACCUCCUUUUCCAGCCCCAAGAGGACUCAGACAGCACCAGGCAGGAGCUGCGCCUUGUAUUGGCCCACGAACUGGUACAUCAGUGGUUCGGGAACUUGGUGACCAUCAAAUGGUGGAACGACCUGUGGCUGAACGAGGGAUUUGCCACCUACUUCAGUUACCUUGGCAAUGCCUUCAUCAGCCCUGAGUGGCCAGUGGACUCUGUGUUUGUGGGCAAGAGCCUCCGUAUCAGCCUGGAGUCAGACGCCCAGCCGAACUCCCACCCACUCUCAGUCAGUGAGCAGGAGGUCGGCAGCAGCCAGCGCAUCAGCCAGCUCUUCAACGACAUCUCCUACGAGAAGGGUGCGUCUGUUCUCCGGAUGGUCUCCAACUUCAUGACUGAGAAUGUCUUCCUGCAAGGACUCCUGAGCUACCUGAAGGAGUUCAGCUUCAGGACGGUGACUUACAUCAACCUCCGCACUCACCUGCAAAAGGCCAUGAACAACCAGUCAGCAGUGACCCUCCCCACCAACCUGAAAUCCAUCUUGGACAGCUGGGCCCUGCAGCCAGGCUACCCAAUGGUGACCGUGAACACCAGCUCCGGACUCGUCUCCCAGCAACACUUCCUCCUGUAUGGAUUGUCCACGGUGUCCAGCCCCUCCAGGUUCCGGUACAGCUGGUACAUCCCAGUCACCUGGCAACUCAACACCAGCCUGCAGGACAUGAUCUGGAUCAACAGAACAAGACAGGUGUACGUGAGCCAGUUGGUGGUGAGAGAUCAGACCUGGGUGUUGGCAAAUAUCAAUGCUGUUGGCGUUUACAGAGUUAAUUAUGACGAUGACAACUGGGACCGGUUGCUGAUCCAACUGAUGAGAAACAGGGAUGCCAUCCCAGUGAUCAACCGGGCUCAGCUCAUCGACGAUGCUUUCAGCCUUGCUCGUGGGCAGCACGUUAGGAUCACACGUGCUCUGGAGACGACACGCUACCUGCACACGGAGACCGAGUCCCUGCCCUGGGACACCCUCAGAACACACCUGGACUUCAUGGAGUUGGUGCUGAGGGAGAACCCCGCCUACAACCUGCUGGAGGAGUACGUCCUAAGCAAGGUCAGCCCUGUCUUUGACUACGUGGAGCUGGCUAGUCCCGGACUGCGCUCUGCGCCCAGUGAAGGCAGAGAGCAUCCACCUGCACCCCUCACUCCUCCUUCUCCUCUCCCUCUCUCCCCCUACCACACCCAGCAAGGUCGGGUCUCCAGACUGACGUUUGCUGGGCCUCCAGGCUUGGAGGAGGUGGUGAAGACCAGGCCCCGAGCUUGUGGGGGUGGAGAUCCUGCCCCUGCCAUCAGCUCUAAGCCCAGACCCUCCCUCUCCUCUCCACCCAGGUUGGCCCAGGAAGUGGUGGUUGGCGUUGCCUGCUCCAACGGGCUGCGCAAAUGUAACACGGCAGCCAAAGACCUCUUCUCCCGCUGGAUGGCACAGCCGGACGUCAACCCGAUCCCCCCCAGCCUACGCAGGGUGGUGUACUGCCGGUCGGUUGCCGAGGGUGACCAGGCCGAGUGGGACUUUGCCUGGAAGAUGUACGAUUUGGCCGAGAGCGCCGCUGAGGCGCAGACACUCCGCUACUGCCUGGCCUGCAGUGCCAACACUGCCAUCCUGGCCAGGUACCUGUCAUUCACCCUGAUGCCGUGGAAGAUUAAUAGACAGGACACUUUAGCCACCAUUGCCUUGGUUGCCCAGAACAUCAAUGGCAAGAAGCCAGCCUGGGACUUCAUCAAGGCCAGUUGGAGUAACAUCACAUCUGAGUUCAACACGACCGAGGCAAUCGUGGGUCUGCUUGAGGGUGCCACCUCCAGAUUCUCCACCGAAGAAGACCUGCAGGAGCUCGAGGAAUUCAGGCAGUUCACUGAGGUCAGUGGAUUUCAGUUCCUCUCGCAUUUCCUGGACCGGACAAUCACGCGGACAGCCUCCUACAUCCAGUGGAGGAAGGAGAAUGAGCAGGAAAUCUUCCAUUGGGUUAACAAUAACCUCUGAAGACCAUCCCCCUCCAGCGCUCAGAUGCAGUCGUGGACACAUUCAGGACUUCUCCAUGGGAAGGACCAGGCCCUGUUGUUGUUCACAGUCGUGGCCCAUUCUCUCAACAGCGACCCCCAUACGUGGGGCUUCGGUAGGACAUCCAGCACCCUCGGGAGUGAGCGUUCAUUGGGGAUCUCCUCCCCUGGGUGCCCACCGUCCUACGAUCGUGACCAGCCAGCCGGGCCUCAGACCAUCUUCACUCUCCAAUGACUGCCCUUGAGAAGCUGCAUCAGAUCACGCGCACCAGAGCCCUUACCUCCGCUGGAUCUGUCCUGCACAGUAAAGUUAGCUUAACCUGUGUCUCUCUGCAGACUCUCUUCAUGGUGUGGCCACAUGAUAAGACAUAACCCCACAUAGCCAACCCCCACUUAUCGACAAUGAAGUUGUCUGUCUGGAUGCAGGUAGAUGGGACCUGGCAGUAAAAUGGGUUGGCACAGGCUGGAUGGGCCAAAGGGUCAGUUUCUAUGUUGUAGU